Onychostruthus taczanowskii (white-rumped snowfinch) is the source of this 1648-nucleotide messenger RNA. RefSeq names its product dynein cytoplasmic 2 light intermediate chain 1 (gene DYNC2LI1). The transcript is spliced from 13 exons. Gene Ontology annotation, cellular component: ciliary basal body; cytoplasmic dynein complex; axoneme. Bases 100 to 1167 code for a protein of 355 amino acids. NCBI's taxonomy places the organism in Eukaryota, Metazoa, Chordata, Aves, Passeriformes, Passeridae. Gene Ontology annotation, biological process: intraciliary retrograde transport; intraciliary transport involved in cilium assembly. The record is from RefSeq and is a predicted model, not a curated record. Gene Ontology annotation, molecular function: dynein heavy chain binding.
GCCGGGGCCGCCCGUCCUCCCCCCGAGGAACUACAGCUCCCGGCGUGCCCCGCGCCGUUCCCAUGGCCACGGGCAGCCGGGCCCGCGCCACGCGCCGCGAUGCCCAAGGCCAGUGAUACUUUAUGGGAUCUUGCUAUAGCUGAAGUGGAGAAGAGAGAAAAUCCCGAUGAUGAUGAUGUCAAGCCAGGGGAAGUUUGGGAAAAAUCAAUAUUAUUUAUGGGAAACAAAAACGGGGGAAAGACCACUAUCAUACUGAGAUGCCUUGAGAGGGAAGAGUCUCCAAAGCCAACAUUAGCUUUGGAAUAUACUUUUGGAAGAAGAGCAAGGAGACACAAUUCACCUAAAGAUGUAGCUCAUUUUUGGGAAUUAGGUGGUGGAACCUCAUUAGUGGAACUCAUUCGAAUACCAAUCACUAGCCACAACAUAAGGUCAUUUGCUGUGGUUCUGGUACUGGAUCUCUCCAAACCUAAUGAGCUCUGGACUACUAUGGAGAGCCUUCUGCAGGUCACCAGAAGCCACGUGAACAAAAUUUUAACCAAACUAGAAAAGACAAACGCUGAAGUAGCUGCUGAAAUUAAACAGAGAAUGUGGAACAAUCUGCAGAGGGAUCACCCUGACAGUGCAUUAGUUGACCCUUUUCCAAUACCCUUGGUGAUAAUUGGAAGCAAAUACGAUAUUUUUCAUGAGUUUGACUCUGAAAUGAGGAAAAUAAUAAGCAAGACACUUCGAUUUGUUUCACAUUAUUAUGGAGCAUCAUUAGUGUUUACCAGUAAAUCUGAGGCUCUCCUGCUGAAAGCCCGUGCUCUUAUUAAUCACUUGGCAUUUGGCUACGAUAAAAGCAAGUCUGUAUCAGUGGAUCCCAGCAAACCUCUCUUUAUACCAGCAGGCCUGGAUUCCAUGAGCCAAAUAGGACCACCACCUGCCUCUGACAGUGAUCUUGGAAAGAUGCGUGCCAACACACCUUUGGAACUAUGGAAAAAAGUAUUUGAGAAAACAUUUCCUCCCAAGAGUUUCUGUGAUUUACAAGAUACAAAGGACCCUGCACAGGAUAGUCAAUAUGCUGAGUAUGAAGUUGAUGUCAUGAGAGCUCAGAAAAAUCAGGAACUUGAACAAUACAAAAGAAAUGCCUCUAAAUCCUGGAAAGAAAUGGAUUUUGAUUCUGAUUGAGGAACUGCUCUGUCUUCAGUUUAACACCAUUUACAAAAUUAUUUUUAUCAUUUUUACAUUACAUGAGCAAUUUCAUCUGAUGCAGUUGAAAAUAUAUAAUACCAAACUACAACGUUGGUAUUUAUUAAGCAUCCCUGCUGUUACUUUCCAGAAAAGGAGCUGUUUAUUCACUCAGUCCAAAUUUGUUUAUCUUGGCACUAGCAAAGAGUUUUAAAAAGUGGGGUGAAAGGAGUUCUUGAUUGCUCUCAGAUGGGUCUGUAUAUGAAGACUGGCAUUACUCAAUUCUAUAUAUUUUAUAACACAUUAUUUUACUUACUUUUGAAUACUUCUAGUCUAAACAUAUAUUUAAAUAUAAACAAGUUUUCACACCCAAAAUAUGAAAUUGUGUAGUGUGCUAGGCAUCUUUUUGUAGUUCAAAACCAAAGGUUAAGAAAUACUUGCAUAAUUGUUUGAUAUAUUUGAAUAAAUAAAAAAACCCCUA